Messenger RNA from Coregonus sp. 'balchen', 10419 nucleotides. Lineage: Eukaryota; Metazoa; Chordata; Actinopteri; Salmoniformes; Salmonidae. The record is from the annotation of a GenBank genome assembly.
GCUUUAUGUAGUAAACUAGUCAGCGAUUAGUCACUCUCCCAAGACUCAAUUUAACCCGAAUGUAACUAUUCGAACAAGUUCUUAGGAAGAGACAAGAACAACAUGGCACUCGAAGAUAAUAUGUAGGCCUACUUUCCACCUACUUUUCAGUUUUCUUGAAUUACCUUUAUUUGGAUUUGAAAUGCACUCUAUAGUCUAAACAUGUAUACGGACUUUUUGGUCCGCUGGAUUUUGCGUUUGUUGGCUGCCUGAGCGUUGUUCUAGCAACUUCGGAUACAAUGUGACUUUUCCAAGUGUCUCUGGUUUAGUUACUGGUUAAUGUUCAUGAUGAGUUGCGGGAAUGGACCAGCACGUGCUGUGCUCAUGCUGUUUCUGCUGCUGCUACUACACGCCGCGGAGGAGAUAACACGCGCUGAACUAACUGUCACGGAGGUAAAGGAAUGAAUCAUACCAUCUUUGAGGUUAAUCUUCAUGGAAAUAAUGUAACUAAUAAGCAAAAGAGACAUUACACACAGACUGUAGCCUAUAGAUAAUGGAAAUGGUGUAUUAGAAAUUCAUUAGGCUAUGUGAACCUGCAUCAAUAUUCACUUCACAUGUCAAUAACAAACUCAAUAUAAUGUUUGUUCUCUCUCUUUUCCUUUCUCUAUUUCUCCUUUACUUUAUCCAUAGAUUCAACACCAGAAUGGUAAGUGUUACUUUAGUUCAUGGUCCCAUUGGAGAGUUGAUCUUAUAGACAAUAUGAAGGGGAACAGUUUAUUUGGCAUUUCCAGACUUUACAUGUAUAUUUAUUUUACUCCAUACAUUGCACAGUUUUGAAUGUUCUUAUGUUCUCUGGCAUUUGUUUUUUUUCUAUAGGUUCCACCUGGAACCCUGAGAGUCUUCCCCAGCUGAGUCUGUCCACCUUCCGGUUCUCUCCAACACAAGGCUCCUGUUCUGCUUGUGUCCGUGUCCGUUUCAGAAUGAAAGCUGCAGGUAAGGCCUUCAACUCUGUUUCCCAUCCACAACCAGUCUCUGUCUCUCCACAUCAUCCUCACCACCCUCUUCCCCUUCAGAACCUUCCUCCAUCUUCCUUUUAUCCAAAGUCUUCAUCUCAGUCUCCCUUUCUCUGACCUUGUGUUUAUUGUCCCCAUGAUGAAAUCGGGGAGGGGACUGUGGAUCUGUCAGCACAUUAGUCACACGCGAUAUCUCAGACACCACUGGCCCGAUGUUUGAGGAGGUGAAUGAUGCAUCUUGUUAUAGAGAUCCGGUAUUUACAAAAGUACACUGAUUGGCCAGAUGGUGGCGGAAAAGCAAGAGAUUGAAAAUGCUAACUUUUGUUAAGGGGGGCGCUGCAUCAUCCGUGGGGGGACGACAUGUUUACUUUUGCAUUGUUUCAGUCUAUACAGUGAGGGGAAAAAAGUAUUUGAUCCCCUGCUGAUUUUGUACGUUUGCCCACUGACAAAGACAUGAUCAGUCUAUAAUUUCAAUGGUAGUUUUAUUUGAACAGUGAGAGACAGAAUAACAAUGAAAAAAUCCAGAAAAACGCAUGUAAAAAAUGUUAUAAAUUGAUUUGCAUUUUAACGAGGGAAAUAAGUAUUUGACCCCUCUGCAAAACAUGACUUAGUACUUGGUGGCAAAACCCUUGCUGGCAAUCACAGAGGUCAGACGUUUCUUGUAGUUGGCCACCAGGUUUGCGCACAUCUCAGGAGGGAUUUUGUUCCACUCCUCUUUGCAGAUCUUCUCCAAGUCAUUAAGGUUUUGAGGCUGAUGUUUGGUAACUCGAACCUUCAGCUCCCUCCACAGAUUUUCUAUGGGAUUAAGGUCUGGAGACUGGCUAGGCCACUCCAGGACCUUAAUGUGCUUCUUCUUGAGCCACUCCUUUGUUGCCUUGGCCGUGUGUUUUGGGUCAUUGUCAUGCUGGAAUACCCAUCCACGACCCAUUUUGCUGAGGGAAGGAGGUUCUCACCCAAGAUUUGACGGUACAUGGCCCCGUCCAUCGUCCCUUUGAUGCAGUGAAGUUGUCCUGUCCCCUUAGCAGAAAAACACCCCCAAAGCAUAAUGUUUCCACCUCCAUGUUUGACGGUGGGGAUGGUGUUCUUGGGGUCAUAGGCAGCAUUCCUCCUCCUCCAAACACGGCGAGUUGAGUUGAUGCCAAAGAGCUCGAUUUUGGUCUCAUCUGACCACAACACUUUCACCCAGUUCUCCUCUGAAUCAUUCAGAUGUUCAUUGGCAAACUUCAGACGGCCCUGUAUAUGUGCUUUCUUGAGCAGGGGGACCUUGCGGGCGCUGCAGGAUUUCAGUCCUUCACGGCGUAGUGUGUUACCAAUUGUUUUCUUGGUGACUAUGGUCCCAGCUGCCUUGAGAUCAUUGACAAGAUCCUCCCGUGUAGUUCUGGGCUGAUUCUUCACCAUUCUCAUGAUCAUUGCAACUCCAUGAGGUGAGAUCUUGCAUGGAGCCCCAGGCCAAGGGAGAUUGACAGUUAUUUUGUGUUUCUUCCAUUUGCGAAUAAUCGCACCAACUGUUGUCACCUUCUCACCAAGCUGCUUGGCGAUGGUCUUGUAGCCCAUUCCAGCCUUGUGUAGGUCUACAAUCUUGUCCCUGACAUCCUUGGAGAGCUCUUUGGUCUUGGCCAUGGUGGAGAGUUUGGAAUCUGAUUGAUUGAUUGCUUCUGUGGACAGGUCUCUUUAAUACAGGUAACAAGCUGUGAUUAGGAGCACACCCUUUAAGAAUGUGCUCCUAAUCUCAGCUCAUUACCUGUAUAAAAGACACCUGGGAGCCAGAAAUCUUUCUGAUUGAGAGGGGGUCAAAUACUUAUUUCCCUCAUUAAAAUGCAAAUCAAUUUAUAACAUUUUUGACAUGCGUUUUUCUGGAUUUUGUUGUUGUUAUUCUGUCUCUCACUGUUCAAAUAAACCUACCAUUAAAAUUAUGGACUGAUCAUUUCUUUGUCAGUGGGCAAACGUACAAAAUCAGCAGGGGAUCAAAUACUUUUUUCCCUCAAUGUAUCUAUCUUCCUUAACCUGACUUCCUCUCCUACUCUCGUUCUACCUUUACUGCCAUAAUUCCUUCAUCUGUCCUCUGUUUUCCCUCUCUAGCCUUUACUGGGACACUGACCAUUACCUACCUGGAGCUGUCAACUAGUACUCGCAGAAUCAUCUCCAUUAAAAAGGUCAAAAAUCACACUUUACAGGUAACAUUUCUUGAAAUUGAACUUCUCUUCAUUCCACUGACCGUGAAUAUUCCUUAGCUACCAAAGUUAUCAGAUGGAUAAGAUAGAUGGAUAAAAUGAAGUUCUUACCCUCUAUCUGUUAAUGAAAUCGGGGAGGGGGACUGUGGAUCUAUCUCCAUCUGUUAGUACGUUCGUACGUUAGUCACACACGAUAUCUCAGACAGCACUGGCCCGACUUGGGUGGAUGAUGCGUCUUGCCAUAGAGGUCUGUCAUUUACAAAAUUACAGUGAUUGGCCCAAGGGGGGCGCUGCCUCAUUCGUGGGGGAUGACAUGUUUAUUGUUGCCUUGUUUUUAUUUUAAGUGGAGAAGCCAGAUUCCAUCCAUGAGAGGAAGGACCAAAAUCAAACGUUUGCAUCUCCAUAAUAUUGGCCAUCAAAUUUUGGUAAGAUCUGAUAUUUUCAUGGGCGCGCACACACACACACACACACACACUAAAAAGGUGAACAUGUGUUUCUGAUUAUGGUGCUGUGUGUGUGUCUGCUGCCCUCCAGUGGGAGUUGGUGUAUGACUGUUUCCCGGCCGAUGCAGGGCGACAUGUGCAUGUGUCUUUGUCCUCCAAACCACACAGAGAAGACAGGUACAUCGUACAAGACAUCUGUCCAGGUAAUGAAUCUCACAAGCUAACCUUUCACAUCCAUCACUUAUCCCCUUCCCUCACAUGUGAUCAGAAUUACAUCAUAAUAAUUGAUGACAUUUCUAUAGCAAUUUGACAUACUAUGACCCUCUGUCUGUGGUGAUCCAGAUUCAGAUCCAGUGCCAGAGUUUGACCUGUCUGUUGAUGAGCUGGCUCGAUCCCUCACUGUAACUAUAGCAACUGGGGACCACAUACACCAGCCGGCUCGCUCACCUGACGUACACACCAGGCUGUGCUACAGACAGACCGACUCAGAAUGCUCCAACCUUUCUCGUCUUAUUACUGUAAGCUUGUGUGUGUGUGUGUGUGUGUGUGUGUGUGCAUGCGUGUGUGUAGAUGUGUAUAAAUGUGUUUCAAAAGGUGAAAGUUGUGUACAAAGAUGUUUAUAAUUUGUUUAUGGAUAACAUAUGUUGUUUUCUCAAGAUUGGCACCAAUCAGGCAUCGUCAGUGACUCUCAAGUUCCCCUACCUGCUUCGCUGUGUCUGUGUACAGGUAAGGUCUCACUCAACUACAUAUCCCAAUGAAUAGAGAUACUGUAACUAUCAGAUAAUGCGCAAUGGACAGUGACAUUGCGGCAUGGCUCAAACUAUGUCUCAUGUAAGUGUCCUUACAUGUCUUUGUGUCUGUCUGUUUGUACGUCUGCCUGCUACAGGUAUAUUACACACACCUGGACGCAAGGCGAACCACAGUUUGCCCGUUUGUGAACAGCUCAUUAGCUGGUGAGUAUUCACUGUUUUUUUUAUGUCUCUUAGACUUGUGUGAGAGGCAGUAGAUGAUGAUUAGCGUCAGUCUCUGUGUGUGCGUUGUUACCUGUACAUUUUCCUGGGAAUCUGAUCUGGGAAACCAGGGGCUUUCUGCUGGAUCAAUUGUUAUUAUGAGUCACAGAUAAAACAGCAGAGCAUGCAGUCCUCAGAGACCAAAGUCAUCUUGGAGCACUCACUCCUCCCACUACUAUCAGUAACAAUGCACUGUCUGUGUGUGAUCUGAAGAGGGCAGAGACGUGUGGCGCUCCAGUUCUGUGACUCUGUAUGGUGAGUUGGGUUCGAGCCUGGCCUGGAGCUCCCUGUGUCCUGCUGCUUACCUGAAGCCCUCUGCCUCCCUCUGCUGGCAACACCAGAGAAACACAUCCCACUGCACUCCCAUCCUCAACUCCACACUGGAGAACAUAGUGGAGAAGAAAGAUCUGGUAAGGGUUGGUGGUGAUGAUGAAGAGGAGGAUAAUAAUGAUGAUGAUGAUGAUUCCAUACCUUUCCCUCUCCCCUUGACAGAAAUAUAAUGUUUCUGCUGUGGAUAAACACCCUCAGAUGUGUGUGCAGGUAAGACUGUGAGCCAAUCAAUGUCUAAUAUCAACAGUUAACUGUAUGAUACAUGAUACAUGUGGGUUUCAGUCGCUGAUGUUCUCAUGUCUCUCCUCUCUGUAGUUCUCCUUUAGAAGCAGCUUUGAUGUCCACUGUCCAUUCCUGCCAGGUGAGAGACCACAAGACCACAGUGAUAGAGGUAACCGAAAGGUCGCUGGUUCUAAUCCCCGAGCCGACUAGGUGAAAAAUCUGCCGAUGUGCCCUUGAGCAAGGCACUUAACCCUAAUUGCUCCUGUAAGUCGCUCUGGAUAAGAGUGUCUGCUAAAUGACUAAAAUGUAAAUGUAAUACUGCACAUGAUAUUGUUAUCAUAAACACAUCUCCUGUGCCACUAGGAGCGGUAAAACACCAUACCACUUUUAGUCUACCCAAAUGCAUACAAGGCCCUCCCUUCGGCAAAUCAGACCAUGACUCUAUUUACCCUUCCUGUUUACAAACAAAAGCUCAAACAGGAAGGACCAGUGACGCGCUCAAUACGCAAGUGGUCCGAUGAAGCAGUUGCGAGGCUACAAUGCUAUUUUGCUAAUACAGACUGGAAUAUGUUGCGGGGAUCAUUCGAUAGCAUUGAGGAGUUUACCACAUCAGUCACGGGCUUCAUCAAUAAGUGCAUUGACGACGUCAUCCCCACAGUGCCUAUACAAGCGUGUAAACCAAAAACCAUGGAUUACAGGCAAUAUCCUUGCUGGGCUAAAGGCUAGAACUACUGCUUACAAAGAAUGGGACACGGAUAUGGGUGUAUACAAGAAAACCUGCUACAACCUCAGACGAGACAUCAAACAUGCAAAAGGACAAUCUAGGAGGAAGGUGGAAUCCAAUUACACCGGCUCUGAUGCUCGUUGAAUGUGGCAGGGCUUGCAGACUAUAACAGAUUACAACAGGAAACCCAGCCAUGAGAUGCCCAGUGAGGCGGAACUCCCAAACGAGCUAGGCAACAACAACUCCGCCACACUGAUCCUCAACACUGGGGCCCCUCAGGGGUGCGAGCUUAGUCCCCUCCUGUACACGACUCCAACAACAUCAUCAAGUUUGCUGAUGACACAACGGUGGUAGGCCUGAUCACCGACGGCGAUGAUCAGAGACCUGGCCGUGUGGUGCCAGGACAACAACCUCUCCAUCAACGUCAGUAAGACCAAGGAGCUGAUUGUGGACUACAGGAGAAAAGAGGGGGGAGCACGCCCCCAUCCACAUCAACAGGGAUAUAGUGGAGUGGGUCGAGAGCUUCAAGUUCCUUGGCGUCCAAAUCACUAAGGAAUUAACAUGAUCCACACACCCGCACAGUCGUGAAGAGGGCACGACAGCUGCACGACAGCUGCACCAUCGAGAGCAUCUUGACUGGCUGCAUCACCGCUUGGUAUGGCAAAUGCACCGCCCUCGACCACAAAGCGCUACAGCGCGGGGUGCGGACGGCCCAGUACAUCACUGGGGCCAAGCUCCCCGCAAUCCAGGACCUCUAUAUCAGGCGGUGUCAGAGGAAGGACCAAAAUAUUGCCAAAGGCUUCCAGCCACCCAAGCCAUAGACUGUUCUCUCUACUACGGUAUUGCAGAUAAUGUCAUUGUAUUUCCUGCUGUCGAGUAGUCCAUCACGGACAUACAGUGUAUUUUAUCUUCUGAGCCAUGAGUGAUUCAACAGGAGGCUUCUUCACUACACCGGAGCAAUGGCUCUCGGAUGAACAGGCUCCGAGGGACAGCUUCUAUCCCCAAUCCAUAAGACUGCUAAAUAGCCAUAAGACUGCUAAAUGGUUAAUUAAAUGGUUACACAGACUAUCGACAUUGACCCUAUCUUGCACUGACUCUGCACACUCACAAGACUAUAUAUACACAAUCUCACACAAAACCCACACACAUACACACACAACAUACACACAUACAAACACUUUCACACUCAUAUGCUGCUGCUACUCAGUUUUUUAUUCUUCUCAUAUUAUUAUCUAUCCUGAUGCCUAGUCACGUAACCCUGCCUUAAUGUACGUACACUACAUGACCAAAAGUAUGUGGACACCUGCUCGUCGAGCAUCUCAUUCCAAAAUCAUGGGCAUUAAUAUGGAGUUGGUCCCCCCUUUGUUGCUAUAACAGCCUCCACUCUUCUGGGAAGGCUUUCCACUAAAUGUUGGAACAUUGCUGCGGGGACUUUCUUCCAUUCAGCCACAAGCAUUCGUGAGGUUGGGCACUGAUGUUGGGCGAUUAGGCCUGGCUUGCAGUCGGCGUUCCAAUUAAUCCCAAAGGUGUUCGAUGGGGUUGAGGUCAGGGCUCUGUGCAGGCCAGUCAAGUUCUUCCACACCGAUCUUGACAAACCAUUUCUGUAUGGACCUCGCUUUGUGUACGGGGGCAUUGUCAUGCUGAAACAGGAAAGGGCCUUCCCCAAACUGUUGCCACAAAGUUGGAAGCACAGAAUAGUCUAGAAUGUCAUUGUAUGCUGUAGCGUUAAGAUUUCCCUUCACUGGAACUAAGGGGCCUGAACCAUGAAAAACAGCCCCAGACCAUUAUUCGUCCUCCACCAAACUUUACAGUUGGCAUUAUGCAUUGGGGCAGGUAGCAUUGUCCUGGCAUCCGUCAAACCCAGAUUCGUUCGUCGGACUGCUAGAUGAUUGAUCACUCCAAAGAACGCGUUUCCACUGCUCCAGAGUCCAAUGGCGGCGAGCUUUACACCGCUCCAGCCGACGCUUGGCAUUGCGCAUGGUGAUAUUAAGCUUGUGUGCUGCUGCUCGGCCAUGGAAACCCAUUUCAUGAAGCUCCCGACGAACAGUUCUUGUGCUGACGUUGCUUCCAGAGGCAGUUUGGAACUCGGUAGUGAGUGUUACAACCGAGGACAGGCGAUCUUUACGCGCUUCAGCACUCAGCAGUACUGUUCUGUGAGCUUGUGUGGCCUACCACUUUGUGGCUGAGCCGUUGUUGCUCCUAAACGUUUCCACUUCACAAUAACAGCACUUACAGUUGACCGGGGCAGCUCUAGCAGGGCAGAAAGGUGCCAUGUUGAAAGUCACUGAGCUCUUCAGUAAGGCCAUUCUACUGCCAAUGUUUGACUAUGGAGAUUGCAUGGCUGUGUGCUCGAUUUUAUACAUCGGUCAGCAACGGAUGUGGCUGAAAUAGCCAAAUCCACUAAUUUGAAGGGGUAUCCACAUACUUUUGCGUAUGUAGUGUAUCUAUCUCAAAUACCUGGUACUGUAAAUAGCUUCAUUCUUGUGUAUUUUAUUCCUCUUGUGUUACUAUUUGUAUUUUAUAUUAUAAUUUUUUUUAAACUCUGCAUCGUUGGGAAGGUCUCGUAAUCAAGUAUUUCACGGUAAAGUCUGCAUCAUUAUAUUUGCCGCAUGUGACAAAAUGUGAUUUGAACAUCUCUCUCUCUAUCCCUCCCUCCUUCCCUCAGGUAUGUCUAAGUGGGAGGCAUAUGUUGGUCCUGGUUCACAGAGUCUCCGUGUCUAUCUCACCUCCAAUAUCCCAGCAUCCUUUGCUGCUCAACUCUGUGUAUGGAAGGAGAAGGGAUGUGUGUCCAGAGGAGCGAUCUACUUAGUAAACAUGGUAAGAUAAGAAGACAUUAUUACCAUAUUAUAGAGCUAUAGACACUGUUGGUCCAUGCUGUUAAGAGUGCAGUUUUCUGUUGUACAGGGUGAGGGCACCAGAGAGACACAGCUGAACCUGCCCUUAUCAUUCCUGACUGAUGGACUAUGUGUGCAGGUAUGACCUAACUAUGAAUGAAAGGAUAUCUUAUCUUACCUUACUUUCACUUUUUUUUCGUUUCACGCUCUCUUUAUCUCUCUGAAGGUGUGGCGGUCAGAUCCUCCACAGUAUGGGAGGAGACUACUGUGUCCUGACUGUGAGUUCACUCUCAGACACAUACACACACACACACACACACACACACACACCUUCCAGCACUUAUACGUAGGCUCCUCAUAUGCCUCCUCAGAUUCCCACAGGAGAUGGGGUCUCUAUGCUGUUGCAGCCUUGACACUUCUGGUUACUGUGGCAAUGCUGGGACGCCUCAUCCACUAUGUGACCAAGAAUGGAGUCACAGGUCAGUUGUUCUUGUACUGUACGGUAGACCUUUGUAGCCCCUUCCUGUGUCCUCAGUCAGCCUAUAUUUCAUUAACAUUGUUUGUCAUAUUACGUACUGUCUUUGACCUACCUGUCUGCUCCGUCUGUGUGUCUUUCUGUCUCACCUUAUCCUUCAAACCUAACACCCUUAAUUUAAUCCACAUUUGAUUUGAUUUGAUCCCAAAGGCUUAAUGGCCAUCAUCAGUUAAAUAAUUGAGAAAUCAAGCAAUAAAUGACAAUUUCCUCUCUCUCUCUCUCUCUCUCUCUCUCUCUCUCUCUCUCUCUCUCUCUCUCUCUCUCUCUCUUUUUCUUCUUCUUCGUUGUGUGUGUCUUUGCCUCGCCCCCUCUCUCCCUGCAGGCUGGCUGUUCAUCCAGAGGCCUGUGUUGUUGGUGUGUUCCUCAGAGCAGUCAGCCCAUGUGUCUCCCGUGUGCGCUUUGGCCUCCAUUCUACAGGGGGAGUUGUGUGCUGAAGUGCGCAUGGCUCUGUGGGCCCAGAUCUCCAAUGGGGUUGGUCCUGGGGCUGUGGAGAGGUCUGGGGCUGGUGUGGCUGAGCUGGGCCCUGUGCCCUGGCUGUAUGGACAGUGGGAGGCAGUCAGAGAGGCAGGAGGCCGGGUGCUGAUCAUAUGGAGCCCAGAGGCCAAGGAGUCCUACAGGAGCUGGAGAGAAGAGAGAGAUGGGAAAAAGACAGGAGGGAGUAAAGGAGAGGAGAUGCGACAAGGGAAGAUGGGAGGAGAAGAUAUGGAAGGACUUGAGAAAACAAGAGAGAAACUGGAGCAAGCAGGGAUGAAGAAAGGAGUGGGAUGGAAAGAGGAAGGUAGGAGCGGAGAGGUGGAGUUGGAGCCCUCCUCAGUGACGGGGCCGGUGUUCAGGGCUGCCCUGUCCUGUCUGCAGGGGGCACUACAGGGGACGGGCAAGAGCCAAGGCUUCGCGCUUGUCUACUUCCAGGACCUCUGUCACAGCCGAGACAUCCCCAAAGACCUCAGAGGUGUCCCGCGCUAUUGCCUGCCUCGGGAUUUUGGGGGCCUGAUACGAGAGCUGGGCGGGACGGCUAGAGGACGGAACAAUGUGAUUGGCAGCUGGCACUGCUGGCCCAGACUCCUCUCCAAAACAUUGUCACUAUGGUUGGCGCGACGACUAACUCACAAGAUGAGUUGCCACGGACGCGCCCACAGGGAGAGGAGGGUCCAAAACUGA